UGACAGCGGCAGCCACAAGUCUUUCCGCCUCCAAAUCUUGAUUGCAGAGUGAAGAGAUUAUGGUGGACUGACAAAUGCUGUCUCUAGAGCCUGGAAAUUGACCAGACUGUCUGAUUUUCCCAUGCUUCAGCUAACCAAAAGGAGGAGGAAAAAAAUCAUCCCAGCAUGACUGCUGCUUCCAGGCUCUUAUUUGCACUGAAUCUCCUCUCUCCUCUUCUAGAUGUUUGAUGGUUAUUACUUUAGAUUUACCAGUCUAGAUAGAUUUUCAACCUGGAAUUCUCUCUGCCCCAAAGAUGCUACUGGUGACUGCUGGCUUGCUAGGAAGGAGCAUUUGGUUAUCUGAGUAAAACUUUUACCUGGUCCUUAUGCGUUUGUCUGUGCAAAGGGACGGAUUUCCUUGAAGAACGACAGCAACAGCACCAUCACUUCAGGAACAGCAAAUUCAGGGGAAGAGCUGGGCAGGGCUUUCACCCAAAUGGCUCACAUGUUGCCCUGGUUGCUGUUGUGGCUGGGGUCUGGCAUGGUGCGAGCCAGCCAGCCACAUCUGGGGAUCCGGGUGCCUCUGAGGAAUGGGAUGGGGACCUUGCUACAGGCCCACAGGAUGCAGCGCUCAGCUGAGGAGGAGCAGGAGGAUUCCAGACAAAGAAGCAGUUUUAUGAACAUGAUAGAUAACUUGAGAGGAAAAUCUGGACAGGGCUACUAUGUGGAGAUGACUCUAGGGAGCCCCCCACAAAAGCUGAACAUUCUGGUGGACACGGGGAGCAGUAACUUUGCCGUGGGGGCAGCGCCGCACGCCUUCCUGCGGAGGUACUACCAGCGACAGCUGUCCAGCACCUACCGGGACUUGCGGAAAGGGGUCUACGUGCCAUACACCCAGGGCAAAUGGGAAGGUGAACUGGGGACGGACCUGGUCACCAUCCCCCACGGUCCAAACGUCACCGUCCGCGCCAACAUCGCUGCCAUCACAGAGUCCGACAAAUUCUUCAUCAACGGGUCAAACUGGGAAGGGAUUCUGGGGCUGGCCUAUGCCGAAAUCGCCCGGCCUGACGACACCCUGGAGCCCUUCUUCAACUCGCUGGUGAAGCAGACCCGGGUGCCCAACAUCUUCUCCCUGCAGCUCUGCGGGGCCGGCUUCUUUCCCAACGAGUCCGAGGCCCUGGCGUCGGUCGGGGGCAGCAUGAUCAUCGGGGGCGUGGACCACUCCCUCCACGUUGGCAGCAUCUGGUACACGCCCAUCCGCAAGGAGUGGUACUACGAGGUCAUCAUCGUUAAGAUGGAGAUCAAUGGGCAGGACCUGAAGAUGGACUGCAAGGAGUAUAAUUACGACAAGAGCAUCGUGGACAGCGGGACCACCAACCUCCGGCUGCCAAAGAAGGUGUUUGAGGCUGCAGUGAAAUCCAUCAAAACGGUGUCUUCGACGGAGAAGUUCCCGGAUGGCUUUUGGCUGGGGGAACAGCUGGUUUGCUGGCAAGUCGGCACCACCCCCUGGCAUAUCUUCCCAGUCAUAUCGCUCUACCUGAUGGGCGAGGCGACGAACCAGUCCUUCCGGAUCACCAUCUUACCCCAGGUGGCUCGCGGGGCCCACUCGUGCCACUCCGACGCUGUCUCUGAACCGUCAGGCCGUGCAUACGGGGUAGCCCUGGUCUCCCUCCUGGCGCCAGCGCUGCCCUCUGCUGAGCAAAGCGUAGCCACGGCCCCCGCGCCAGCCGCCCAUCACUGGUGCACUGAGCUGGGGGUCCUGUCCGCAGUGCAUGACGAGUUCCGGACGGCGGCAGUGGAGGGGCCCUACGUGCACCCCAACAUGGAGGACUGCGGUUACAACAUCCCGCAGACGGACGAGUCCACCCUGAUGACCAUCGCCUACGUCAUGGCGGCCAUCUGUGCCCUCUUCAUGCUGCCGCUGUGCCUCAUGGUCUUCCAGUGGCGUUGCUUCCGCUGCCUGCGGCGGGACCACAACGACUUCGCCGAUGACAUAUCCUUGCUCAAGUGACACCCGCUCUGCUGGCGCGAGGGAGCAGCUGGCCGGGGGAGGCAGGGAGGGAGAGCGUGAGCUGAGCUCAUCCGCACAGGCUCCUCUGCCCACAGAGUUUGGCUGGGGCUGGAAACAGCACCAGCCAUUGCCCCAGGCCAGAGCCGGGUCUGUUCUUCCCCUGCCCCCUCCAGUGGCUCAGCCAACACUGCCUGGAGCCGUUGGCUCUGCCCUGGGAGUGGGCGCCGGAGCAACGGGUGAGACUCAGCAGCAGGCCAGGACGCUGGGCCUGUCGGCAGGUUUAUAAGGUCACCAUGGAGUACAUUGAAGCUUGCUCGCUGUUUAACUCCCCUCUGCGUGCAGCAGCCCCGGAGAGCCUGGGAAUCAAACCCCUUUGGUCUCUGGCCAACGUGGACUCGCUCCCUCUCCCUGUUCGGGAUACGGCCUCGCCAAACCGCAGCCCUUGUGCUCCAGGGUACGCCUAUGCCACACUCUAAGCCCGGGCUCUGACUCACGUUUGAGCCCAAGUCCCACUUCCGUCCACACACAAACCCGUCUGACUCAGGUCAGCCAGCACUCAGGACCCUGCUGGGGUGGGUCCGCGUCCUACGGAGGCUCGGGUCCAAGCCCCGUUACAUUGCGGUGUGGACACGGCUCAGAGCCUCAGGCCCGAGUCAGACGGUCUGUGUCGUGCGGCAAGGACCCGGGAGCACGGCUGGGAGAGGCGGGUGCAGCAGCUGUCAACCCAGGUUUACAGCGCAGUGUGGAAACACCAAGUGCACAGCCCAGGUCCCCAGACCCGAGUUUACAACCAAGUGUAGACACAUCCCCAGAGUCCGUGGAGGAAUCAGCCCAGGUCUGAGCAUUGCUUGUUAGCCGCUGCUGCUGCAGAGGGAGCCCAAAACAUUGUUUUUGUGUAGGGCCUACAUAAACCAUGGUCAUUACAUUUCAAUAGUUUGGGUUUUCAAACAUUGUGAACAGUGGUAGAUUCUAAAAUAGCCAUUUAGAAUCCAGGGGAUAUUCCUCCCCAGGCAGCCACUAAUGUACAAUGCCGGCGGGUCAAGCUUUGGGCCUCCUCUCCUGGGAGGUGCCCCUUUCAGACCUCUGAACUGGAAAGACCUACCCAAUAGCACCUUCACUCCGGCAUCGGGAGGGACUGGGCCUCUCAGCUAGAGCGCAGGAGCUGCGGUGAGCCUGGCCUCUAGCAGCGAGUCAGCCUAACCACCCAGCUCCCCUUUCCCCUGCCAGGCAUCGCUGCGACAGACACACAAUGGCAUUCAGGAGGGUCCAUGCCAUUCAGUGCUGUGUGUGCGCAUGUCGCUGUCCUGUUUGCUGCAGCCCCCUUCUCCCCACCCCACCCGCCCUCCUCCCAUCCCCGUGGGCUGCCUGCAUGAGCUGGACUCGACCGCUUGCAUCUCAAGGGCCCUUGGCUGUGGUGAAGUGGGAGCAGAGAGAACGGAUCUUCCCCCAACUGGCUCCUGCAUCUCUUCUGCUCCUCACUGACCCGGCUCUGGGGGCCCCCCUCGGGCCAGCCCCCUCCUCACAGGGGGGUUGAAGGCUGUCGUGUGCAGCCAGUGCUUAAUUGGUAAUGAAAGAGGUGCCGAGGCUCAAGCAAUUUUUUUAACCUUCAGAACUGACACGACAAACCCAGAGGUGCCGGGGCUCUGAACUGCCGAGCCCCCGGCAAGUCCGGCACAGAUUAAGCACUGUGUGCGGCCACCACAAUCCCAUGGUGUCGUACGGGAGCAGGACAGCCGUCCCAGGUAUGAGUGCCGGGGUCUGCCUAGGUGGGCCGAGGAGCAUUCUCUCCAGGGGAGCUGUCCAUGCCUGGGCUGGAGACGGGCCGCUCGCUGCAGGCUGGUGGAGUGAUGUCUGGGCGCCUCAGGCUGCAAGGGGGUUUUCUGCUCCAGGGGUUGCAGCUUAGACCAGUUGACCUAGGGAUAAGUCGCCAGCCCGUCCUGCAGCUCCUAGGGAACGGCUACUUCCCUGCGCUCCCCAAGAGAAGUGCCGCUAAGGGGGCAGCUCUGGCAGCCCCUGCUGGGGUCAGGGAAGGAAUGGGGGAGGGGUACAAUGUUCCUCCACUUUUCAAUCUCUUUGGCCCUGGGAAGUGAAUUGGGGAAAGGUGGGGGCAGGGCAAACCAUCCAUUCCCCUCGUCUCUGCCUGGGCUGCAAAUCAUGGGAAAGAGCCUAACCUGCUCUGGCUCCCAACUCUCCUGCCAAGCGCUGCACACAGCAGCUUUCAACGGGCCUCGCUCUGCAGCACCAGGGGGAGAACCAGCAGCCUCUGCUGCGGCGGGAUGGCACCCAGCCCUGGGACAGGACCAGCAGCCAAGGAAGGUGUGUAAGCCACGAAACCAGACUGUUACCCGGCCUGCUUGGGAAAGCCCCAGGGAAGCCAGAGCUGCCUCUGCGGGUCGCCUCCUCCAGGAGCCCCUGCAUGGAAGGUGCGCUGCACAAGACAGGAUCGCCUCAUACUGCAUCUGGUCCGGAGGGGAAAACCCCUUCCCUGUGCUGGACUUAACCAUCCAAGGUGAUUAGCUCCUCCUGGAAUAUCUGCCUCUGGCUGCAGUGGGGGAAGGCAGUGCCCCAGCCCACCACACUAAAUAGCUUGUUAUUUUGGGGGGUGGGCAGCAGCCACCUCAUCAUCAUCAUUAGUGUGUUUGAAACACAUGGUUGUACUUAAUGUUCCUUGUUUAUAAUGGCAAAGGGCCGGGGAUGUUGUGCUCGAGCAGAGGGCAGCGUGUGUACGUAGCAGGCUGUGCUGUGUGUGAGUGUACCAAUACUGAAUGCUUCUUGCCUGUACAAUAUAUACAUAUUUUUAUAUUUUUAAUGCUAGUGCUGAAAGCCCCUGGUUCAUUGCAAACCCAGCCUGAGGGGGUUUGUGGGUUUUUAAGCACCCUGCUUUGGUUGUGGGCAAAGGAGCCAGGCUGCAAGUCAGGGGUGCUUAGCAGUGGUUUGUCUGAUGGAAGUACUUUAUGGAUCGUUGGUGAUCUGGCAUUUGUGGUGAUGGAUGUAUUGCUGGUAAUAUAUCUGGUGAAGGGGAUGGGGGCACUGGGUUGUGGGGGUGAAAUUAGAUCAUGGACACAGCAGCGGUUCGCAACCCAAAAAAAUGUAUCGCUCAAGGCUGGUUUUGCUUCUGUCCCCUUUCUGUUCAGGGAGGUUUUCCUACUACAGAAGACCCCCCCCCCCCGAAUCCCAGUGAUCAAGGCCUGCACAUUGUGCUUCAGUUCUGGUACUAAUUGUUGCUUUAAAAAGCAACUUUGUUCCUUCUCAACGUGGGUUUUCUUCCUACUUAAUCCUGCAGGCGACUCCUCCUGGGGAACUGGUAACACUGCUGUUCCUAGCCACAGCACAAGGUGAUGGGUAGGCCUUCAUGGCGAGAUUGAAAAGUACAGAGCAGCCUGGGCAGGGGAAGGCACUCAGCCAACCGCAAACACCUGAGCUUUUAGCCCAGUGAAGGAGACAACCGAGGAAACUAGCUGUUUGUAGGAACAUUUGCCCAGCCUGGGAAGUGCUUGUUACAGAGCUUUGCUGAUGCAGUUCCUACAGGGGACCUGGGGUUUAAUGUGCCACUAAAUGGCCCAGCAAGAUAAAGCUGGGCCAUUUGGGAGCAAUGCAGAACGUGUCACUUUGCAGAGGGGCUUGGGAGGCGGGGGUUCAGAUCCCAGCUGUACCUCACAGACGAAUAGUAGCACCACACCCUGCCCUUCUGCACUAGCUUCAUUGUCCGAGGGAAGUGCAGGGGCAGCUGCAACUGUGAAGGAACCAUUGACUCCUAAAGAGGGUAGAGAAAAAACCUCUCUUCAGUGGAGACGUCUCACCUGCUAGCUGGGAUCCAGAGAGGCUGUGCUGGUGGGAGCAGUGUUACUGGAAACUUCCCGUGCACGGUGCAAGAACAGUUCCAAGGGCAGCAAGACAGCGCAAGAUGGAGGGCAGACUGCAGGGCUCUCCUCUGCCCUGAAGACAAGUAACUGACCCUGAGCUCUAGCCCCAGCUGAUUCCAAUAUGUCAGUGGCUCAGACAACAGCAAAUCUCUGACCCCACUUUACUUUUCCUGGGCUGAUUGGAGAGGAGCUGCUGCCAUGACCCCCGAGGGAAGGCUAAACAGAGCUCUGGGGAAUUCCAAGGGGCAGGAGCAAGGAGUGUAGGCCCAACUUUGAGCCUUGGUGGAGGAGAAAAGCAAACAUAGGCAGGUACAAGAAUCACCUUGUUGGGUAACGUUCCCCAGCAGCACAGGCUGGCCGGGCCAGCGUGAGAGAAUUAACAGCAUAAAGAGUGACAAGCAACGGGCAGGGACAGUCCGGUGGCCCUUCUACUUAAAUAUCCCGCAAAGAAAGCAGCAAGGAGUCCCUGCAGUGAAUCACUCGCUAAGAAGCCUGCACUGCAUAGCCAGAAACCUUACAAACUGGCUGGGCCAAGUGAACUCUGACUGUGGGCCCAGCUGCAGCACCCCACCCCCACCAUCAACCUACUUCACUGUUGUUUGCAGUGUUGGUCCCAGGGAUUAGAGAGACACAGGGGGGUGAGGUAAUGUCUUUUAUUGCACCAACAUCUGUGGGUGAGACAGACACACUUUCGAGCUUACAGACAGGUCAGCCCUGCAGAAGAGCUCUGUGUGGCUCCAACGCGUGUCCUCUCAGCAGCAGAAGUUGGUUCAGUAGCAGAUGUUCCCCAGCCCAGUGUCUCCCCACUUCACUAGAGACAGAGGCUUUGCUUUUACCAGUGCCAUCUGGUUCCCAGAACUUGCUCUGGUCCUGCACUCAGGCAGCAGCCUGACUCCAGCCCAGGGGGAAGUUAUGCAACUGAAACCUCCACGCCCCAGUGCCUGCCCAGAACACCUCCGGGACCCCACUCCGCUUGGACCACUCCUUUCAAACGACCGUGUGGGUGCAGAAAUUCACUGACGGGGGCCAAACGCAGCCGUGCUGCAUGCGAGUGACACUUCCAUUGACUUCGGUGGAGUUGCAGCUGCUUACACCAGUGCUGAAUUUGUCGCAGGGACUGUGCAGAAUCUACAAAGCAGGGGCCAGAUCCUGAGAGGUGCUGGGCACCAUUAACUCCCAUUGAAAUCAGUAGAGAUCACUGGUUACACCAGCCCGAUGGAGGAAGAAGAGCUCAGAGGGGGCAAAUUGGGUCUAGAAAGCUUUGUUAUUCUGAGCUGCAGCGCAGCCAGCGUUAUCUCCUGAAGAACUCCCGUCCCAUGGGCCCUGGGUUAGAGUAACAGCGCCUGCGACGACCACACCGUGCGUCCCGCUCUCUGCCCCACCAUUUGGGGAGCGGGACGAGGAGUGGGGAUAGUUACUCUUAGCGGCUACUAUAGACGCCCAUACUCUGUAACCCUAAUGUCGAUGUAAGAAUAAUGAAUGUUACACAGUAAAUUAUUACAUUAAACAGAAAAGCCUUG
Messenger RNA from Chrysemys picta bellii (western painted turtle), 7373 nucleotides. Lineage: Eukaryota; Metazoa; Chordata; Testudines; Emydidae. The record is from RefSeq and is a predicted model, not a curated record.